Thlaspi arvense is the source of this 1576-nucleotide messenger RNA. The record is from the annotation of a GenBank genome assembly. NCBI's taxonomy places the organism in Eukaryota, Viridiplantae, Streptophyta, Magnoliopsida, Brassicales, Brassicaceae.
AUAAAUAGCGAGCUUCACAAGUGAUAUUUCCACCAUCAUCAAGUCUCUCAGCCUUUUAAGCUCUACAAUCUUCUUAUUCUAGCUCCUCCAUUUGAAAUCACAAAAAACAUAUACGAAAAUGGCAAUGAGUAGUCCAUCGAUUUUCUUAACCACAUUUCCUCUCUUUCUCCUCUUGACCUUCACCAACGCUGGGAUCCCUGGCGUCUACUCCGGCGGCUCUUGGCAAACCGCUCACGCCACUUUCUACGGUGGCGACGACGCUUCCGGAACGAUGGGUGGCGCAUGCGGAUACGGGAAUUUAUACAGCCAAGGGUACGGCACGAACACGGCGGCGCUAAGCACGGCACUUUUCAACAGUGGCCAAACCUGCGGCGCAUGCUUUGAGAUAAAAUGUGUCAAUGAUCCUAAGUGGUGUCACUCAGGCAGCCCUUCCGUCUUUGUAACCGCAACCAACUUUUGUCCUCCAAACUUAGCUCAGCCUAGCGACAACGGAGGCUGGUGCAACCCACCACGCGCUCACUUCGACCUCGCCAUGCCCGUUUUCCUCAAGCUCGCUGAGUAUCGCGCCGGCAUUGUCCCAAUCUCUUACCGCAGGGUGGCAUGUAGGAAGAGUGGAGGGAUAAGGUUCACGAUCAACGGUCACCGUUACUUCAACUUGGUGCUGAUAACGAACGUGGCGGGAGCAGGAGACAUCGUGAGGACGAGCGUGAAAGGAUCAAAGACUGGUUGGAUGGGCUUGACUAGGAACUGGGGACAGAACUGGCAGUCUAAUACUGUUCUCGUUGGUCAGUCACUUUCCUUCCGUGUCACAGCCAGUGACCGUAGAACCUCUACUUCAUGGAACAUCGUACCUUCCAACUGGCAGUUUGGACAAACCUUUGUCGGAAAGAAUUUCAGGGUCUAAGCGAAUUUGGGAAAAUCGAAACAUUCAAGUGGUAUAGACGAAGAAGCUCUACUGCUAAAUUUAUAUUUCCUGUUAUCUUUUACUUUAUGUUUACUGUGAUCUGAAGUGGCUGUUGAAAAAAUUGUAAACAGCCCGCAGCUCUUAAAUUACAUAAGUUUGCUUAUAAUGUCGAAUUUUUAUAAAUUACCACUUGCUCAUAAUCAAAUGUGCUCUCUUAUCAAUCCAAUUGUAAUUUAAUUUAAUUUAACUUUUUUUUCCUAUACAAAUGUUUUCAAUACGUCCUCGAACUGGAUAAUUCAUACUAAGUAAUGUACUCUUAACAACAAUGAAAUGAAAAUAUACAUAAGAAGGGCUCAUAUCAAGUGUAUGAAUUGGAAGGACCGUCAUCGAGGGAAAGGGAUGAAGAAAAUAGCCCAGAAUCGAAAAGGGGAAAAAGAGAAAGACAUAUAUAUCAUAUCUCCUUCUCCUUCGAUUUCGAUUUGGGUUUUUCUCAAUCCCACAAGAGUUUUGUUCACACUCCCCACUCAAUCCUCUCUUCUUUAUAAUCAUCGCCCACAAGUAUUUGAAAAUUUCAUGUUAAGAAAGAAAACUACAGAUCCACUUUCCCGGAAAGCAUAUGGAAUAUCAGAGAGAAACGAAUCAGAACAACGAUGAAGAAGACGGCGUAGAGCA